Messenger RNA from Hibiscus syriacus, 714 nucleotides. Its product is annotated as protein transport protein Sec24-like At3g07100. Gene Ontology annotation, molecular function: zinc ion binding; SNARE binding. Gene Ontology annotation, biological process: endoplasmic reticulum to Golgi vesicle-mediated transport; intracellular protein transport; COPII-coated vesicle cargo loading. Gene Ontology annotation, cellular component: COPII vesicle coat; endoplasmic reticulum exit site. NCBI's taxonomy places the organism in Eukaryota, Viridiplantae, Streptophyta, Magnoliopsida, Malvales, Malvaceae. The record is from RefSeq and is a predicted model, not a curated record. The transcript has 5 exons. Bases 1 to 699 code for a protein of 232 amino acids.
AUGCUGGUGGUGACUCCGAUCAAGGCGGUGGCUUCCACGGUUGGUUUCAGUGGAUUCUUAUAUUUUCUAACCAACUGCGAUUUUGCAGCAAUUAAGAAAACUUUGACUAGUAAACUUGAAGAUGCUAGAAAUUCUUUGCAAUUAAGGAUCAUAAAAGCACUCAGAGAAUACCGCAAUCUAUAUUCUGUGCAGCAUCGGUUGGGAGCUAGGAUGAUUUAUCCAGAGUCUCUAAAGUUCUUAUGUUUGUAUGGAUUAGCACUCUUUAAAUAUGUACCUCUAAAAGGAGGAUAUGCGGAUGUGCAGCUUGAUGAACGCUGUGCAGCAGGUUUCACGAUGAUGGUAUUACCUGUUAAAAAGUUAUUGAAGCUUUUAUAUCCCAGCUUGAUUCGAAUUGAUGAGUAUCUUUUGAAGCCAUCUGCUCAAGCUGACAAUUUCAAAAACAUCAUGAAGAGGUUGCCUUUGGUUGCAGAAAGCCUAGAUUCAAGAGGCCUAUAUAUAUACGAUGAUGGUUUCCGCUUUGUUAUUUGGUUUGGUAGAAUGGUUUCGCCCGAUAUAGCUAAGAAUUUACUCGGACCAGACUUUGGAGCCGAAUUAUCAAGGGUGGCGCUUACCGAGCAUGAUAAUGAAAUGUCAAGAAGGCUGAUGAAGAUAUUGAAGAAACUAAGAGAGAGUGCCCCUUCAUAUUAUAAACUUCCUUAACUCGUAAGACAAGGU